Molecule: messenger RNA, 1188 nt
Organism: Scomber scombrus (Atlantic mackerel)
Lineage: Eukaryota; Metazoa; Chordata; Actinopteri; Scombriformes; Scombridae
Gene: opn4xa
Product: opsin 4xa
Exons: 8
Coding region: 1-1188 (395 amino acids)
Biological process (GO): visual perception; G protein-coupled receptor signaling pathway
Cellular component (GO): membrane
Molecular function (GO): G protein-coupled receptor activity
Source: RefSeq, a predicted model, not a curated record
AUGGACAAGGAUCACGGAUUCUAUCGGCAGGUGGAUGUCCAGGACCACGCUCACUACAUUGUUGCAUUCUUCGUCUUGGUGAUCGGAACAGUGGGUGUUACUGGGAACGCCUUGGUCAUGUACGCAUUUUUCUGUAACAAGAAGCUACGUACUCCUCCCAACUUUUUCAUCAUGAACCUGGCAGUCAGUGACUUCCUCAUGGCAAUUACACAGUCACCCAUAUUUUUUGUUAACUCUCUUUACAAGGGGUGGAUUUUUGGUGAAACAGGCUGUAAAAUGUAUGCUUUCUGUGGGGCUUUAUUUGGAAUCACUUCCAUGAUAAACCUUCUGGCCAUCUCUGUAGACCGCUACAUUGUCAUCACCAAGCCUCUGCAGGCCAUACGAUGGACCUCUAAAAGACGCACUCGCUUCAUUAUUGCCCUUGUCUGGCUGUACUCUCUAGCCUGGAGUCUUGCACCACUUUUGGGGUGGAGUUCAUAUAUACCAGAGGGCCUGAUGACCUCAUGCACAUGGGACUACGUGACAUCUACUCCAGCCAAUAAAAGUUACACUUUGAUGUUAUGCUGCUUUGUAUUCUUCAUCCCUCUGGGCAUUAUAUCCUACUGUUAUCUGUGCAUGUUUCUGGCAAUCCGCCAUGCAAGCAGAGAUGUUGAGAAGUUGGGGUCUCAGGUGAGGAAGUCAACCCUGAUCCAGCAGCAGUCCAUCAAGACUGAAUGGAAGCUGGCCAAGAUUGCCUUUGUGGUCAUCAUAGUGUUUGUGCUUUCCUGGUCGCCCUAUGCAUGUGUCACCCUCAUCGCCUGGGCUGGAUAUGGAAGCAUCCUAAAUCCCUACUCCAAAGCUGUCCCAGCAGUUAUAGCCAAGGCAUCAGCCAUCUACAACCCUUUUAUUUAUGCCAUCAUUCACUCUAAAUACAGGGACACACUUGCUGAAAAGGUCCCCUGUCUACACUUCCUCGCCCAGGCCCCCAAGAGGGACUGCAUAUCAGUGUCACACAGCGAGUCCUCUUUCAGGGAUUCAAUGCUGAGCAGACAGUCGUCCAGAACAAAGUUUCACCAAGUGUCCUCCGUGUCUACAACUGACACACAGGUUUGGAGUGAUGUUGAGCUGGACCCAAUGGACCAGAGCCAUUGUGUGAGUUCCAGUUAUUCCCUUGAAGCUCUGAGAGAGAAAGUACAAGUCACAGGUUAA